This is a messenger RNA of Bacillus rossius redtenbacheri, 10385 nucleotides long. It is a transcript of the gene Orai, whose product is annotated as calcium release-activated calcium channel protein 1. Gene Ontology annotation, molecular function: store-operated calcium channel activity. The record is from RefSeq and is a predicted model, not a curated record. Gene Ontology annotation, biological process: store-operated calcium entry. Lineage: Eukaryota; Metazoa; Arthropoda; Insecta; Phasmatodea; Bacillidae. Gene Ontology annotation, cellular component: membrane. The transcript is spliced from 3 exons. The coding region runs from base 1855 to 2631 and encodes 258 amino acids.
UAUUUGAGCUUCAUUCUUCCAAGGCUGGGCUAACGUUUCCACUGACAUAGAAACACUAAGAUUUCUGUUGUUUUUUUAUCUGCUAAACAUACCUCACAUGUCCAGAAUGCUUGUAAGGUAUGUGUAGUAGCAAUCCUGUCUGUAUAAACAGCUGAUUUUUGAAAGAAUAAUGGUAUGCUUGCAUGUAACCAAAUACUUUUCUGCAGCUUCAUAAAUUAUUUAUUGCAGCACUAUUAGACAAGCAUUUUAGUCGUUGCUGUCACAUUCUAGUCUGUGUUGCAUGGGUUAUCAUAUUGCUGGACAUAAAUCUUAUGGAGCACAAAUAGUAAUAAAGUAUUUAAGUAUGGAAUAUUUUUCAAUGUACUUGAGUAACCGAUCAAAAUUCAUUUAUGAUAAUCUUUAGUUGUGUAAUACAUUGAAAAAAUAUAUUAUUGGUUGGUAAUUUUAGUUGAAACUAUGGAAGUCUUGAGUACUACUGAAAUUUUUUUUUUUAAUAUACUGAGCCUUUAGUGUUUUUAAACAAUAAUAGUAACAGUGGAGAGUUUUGAAGCCAAAAUAAAUAAGGGUGGUGGCAAAAUUUGCUGCCUUGAAAAUUUAAACGAUUUAGUAGUUGAGAAAGUAAGAUUUUUAGCAAGCUUUUCACAAGUAUGUUCUUUUGCAUUAGUAUUUCUGUGUUCAAUCAAGAAUGAGCAAUAGUUAAGUUUUUUUUACUCUUGCCUUGAAAAAAAAACUGGUUAGUUAAAAUUAUAGUUGGGUAUUUUUAUUGCUAUUUUUUAUAAUUUGUUUAAUUAUAAAAUUUGUAAAUGUUUUUAAAAUAUAUAACUAUUAAUUAGGUUUCUAUGUAACAGAUAAAAAUUCAGAUUGACCACAAAAUUUAAAAUGUAAAGUUUGUUUGCAAGGUUGCAACACAUGCUACUUACAAUAGGUGUUAAAUAAUUGUGACUGUUAUUGAAACAAGACUGGACUUUCUCAUACAAGAAAAAUACAAACAAAAAUAUAAGCGUCACAUUGCCUCUACCUGUCUGUGCAUUUUUUAAAAAUAAAGUUUACUUGUGUCUCCAGCAGCAUUUCACUGACUUGCAUUUAGUUUUUAGUUGCACAUUAAAUAUAAAUAGUUGCGAAACUUGUCUACUUAAAAAUCAUGUAAAAAUUAUCUCUGAAAGGGUUUUAGCUUUCUGACUUAAAAAUCGACAUGCUCUGAGAAUAUUAAAUAUAUUUUACAGGCUUAUUACAUUUUCUCAUGUUAAAUUUUGUCCAAACAUUUUGAGGUUAAAACAUUUUCGGAAUAGUGGAAUAAUUGCCAUAAUGCAACAGCGUGUUAUCUCAAUUAGUAUUGAGUUAUCAUGUAACACAGCCUACAACUCCUUGAAAAGCAUUAAAUCAGUAAAUAUGUUGAUAAUUCCAUCAAGACAUCAAAAAUAAUUUUUAAAAUACAAAAAGAAGCCAAGAUUUUUUGAAAUACUUUUCACUCUAACCUCGUUCGGAUUAGCCAGAUUUUGGAACUUGCAGGACUCCCCUUGUAUUUAUAUCUAUAUGUGUGAGGAAGUUAUUAUAAAACCGUCCUGAAAAAAGUCCAGGUAUUUUUGGACACCCUGGGUGUUCUUUGUAACCUUACACUCUCCUUGGAUAGCGUGCACUUGGCAGCAGCGACACGAAAAGUAGGGACUUGACACAAUGCCUCCGUGUUUGCGUAGUUGCUUCUCAAAAAAGAAGCCGUGUGCCUUAUCUUACCCAUUCCCCAGGCAAACACGCCCUUGUUUGCCUUAGUGCGUGCUGCAGGUUUGGUCGUGUCAGUCGAUCUGCCGUCGCGGGUUGGUGUACUUGCUGGUCUCGCGCUUCGGGAACCCUCCGACAAUGUUCUUCCAGUACUUUUGCAUGCUGUUCAAGUGGCUUCCCUCGUCGCGAAAACCCUCGGGGAACUCGGAACCCCCACAAACUGCAGAGGCACCUCCGAAAACGUCACAGUCGCAGAAUGAUGUAAGUGACAGGAUGUCGCAGUCGGGCGAGGGGCUGCACUCCUCCAGCUACCUGUCCUGGAGGAAGCUGCAACUGAGCCGGGCCAAGCUGAAAGCCUCCAGCAAGACCUCCGCGCUGCUGUCGGGCUUCGCGAUGGUGGCGAUGGUGGAGCUACAGUUCGACGAGAAGGUGCCCGAGCAGCUGCUGAUAGCCUACUCCGUGUGUACGACACUCCUGGUCGCGGUGCACCUGCUCGCGCUCAUGAUCUCCACCUGCAUCCUGCCCAACAUCGAGGCGGUGUGCAACCUGCACUCGGUCAGCCUGGUCCACGAGUCCCCGCACGAGCGCCUGCACUGGUACAUCGAGCUGGCCUGGGCCUUCUCCACCCUGCUCGGCCUGCUGCUCUUCCUGGCCGAGAUCGCGGUGCUGGCCUGGGUCAAGUUCCUGGACUACUCGCGCCGUGCCGCCUGGGCGGCGUGCAUCAUCCUGGUGCCCGUGCUGGUCGUGUUCCUGGCCUUCGCCGUGCACUUCUACCGCUCGCUCGUCGCGCACAAGUACGAGGUCACCGUGUCGGGCAUCCGCGAGCUGGAGCUGCUCAAGGAGCAGAUAGAGGCGGGUGACUCGGAGCGCCGGUCCAACGGCACCAGCGCGUUCAGCAACGUGCAGGUCGUCUAGCCGCUCCCGGAACACUUUACUUGUACAUACGGAAUUGUAGUAUCGACUUAACUUCUGUGUCUCGAAUCAAACACUUUGUACAAGUCUGAAGAGCUGUUUGCUAAUACUCUGCUCAGUACUGCGACACUUUCUUUAAAAUAUUAACCAUUUCGUGUACUGAUGAGAUGAUACAAUGCCGAAGAACGUAGAUUCCAAAUUGGCGGUAAUGCAAGUAUAAUUUUUUUUAAAUUUGUCCACAAAAUUGAAAACUUGAUGGUGAGUUGGUUGCAAUGCGCAAGGUGUCAAACUGGAAAAAUGCACUUGACUGCAUAUUGAAUCAAGUAUUAUGUAUUAAACCUAUAAGGACUCUAUGUGUUCAAAAUGAGUGUAUGGUAAUAAUUUCUACAAAAUUCAAUGUGUGUGUGUUUAGAUACUGAGAAAUUUAUGGCAGUAGGUGAAAAGAAAAAAUAAUUCAUAUCCUGAGCCUUUGCAGGGUGCCAUAGGUUAGUGUUAACAAAAAUGUUAAUGAUUGAAAGUGCCCAAUAUUCUACAAUAUUAAGUAACUACACUCAGCAUAGAGAUUUCCUUGUGAUGGAGUAGAAUUGUAUUAAUUUUGUUGUCAGCCAGGUAGGUGUUUGCUCAAUACACCAGCAUCCAAUCCUCUUUUAAGUGCUAUGAAUUUAGAAAAUCAAAGCUGAUAGAGCUAAGGGAAGACAUAGUUUAGUUUUCACAAUGGGGUAACUACUGAUCCACUUCUGUUAUGUGAGAAUAUUAUCUUUGUUUGAAGAAUUAUGAAGCUUUAAUGCCACAAUUAUUAUGAACAGAAAUCAAACUAUGUUAAAUGGAGGAAAGAAAACAUUGUCAAAUGAUAUGUUAGUUAUCAAGGGUUUUGACAGAACCUUUUUCUUUUGUUAUUCGAAGACAAAAUUGAGUAACACAAUUUGGUGCAUAAAGUUUGACAUUACAUUCAGUAAUUUUGUACUUAAGAAAUGAUGGGGUAAUAUGUUUGCAUGCUUUAUCUGUAUUAUUGUACCAUGUAAAUUAGUUACUAAGAUACUUACUUUUAUUAAUGAAGAAUAUACUGGAGCAGUUAUAAAGUAAGGUAUUGCAACUCGAUACAAGAAUUUUAAAGGUUUAGUCAUCCUAAGCUAUCAGUAUUUUUUCUUUAUAAACAUCUUGAUACAUUCAUGCAACAAGAAAGGUAAAAUAGUAUGAGGUUGUAUUAAAUAGACAAUAUCUAGUGUAAAAUGCUGUGACUGUAUUAUUAUAAAUUUUACAAUGAUGUUUUUGUGAGAUUAGGAUACCGCUGAUGAAAGAUGACACAGUCUACUCAGUGUAAGAAAAGCUUAACUAGUAUUUCAGAGUUGUUAACUGUGCUUAAAACUAGGUUGUUUCAUUAUUUUAUCCCAUUAUCUAAACCUAUAAUAACAGCUAAAUGAAAAUACUCUAGAAAUUUAUGUUAGAGUUCACUUUGACUGAAGAAAAACGAGGAACAAAAUUAAAAAAUGAUUUGUAUGUGUGUUCUAUUAAUAAGUGAAAGAUUGGGUUAGUGCUAGGAAAAGGUGAAGAUUCAAAGAUUAAGUUUAUACAUCCUCAUAUUCCAGCUAAUUAUUUUACUGGCCAGAAAAAUUCAUGCUGGGUGCCAUUUGUCUACCUUGUACUGUUGAAGUUCUUGAACUUAGACUUGAGUUGGAAGGGUGAAUUAUGAACUGACAUCCAUGGUCUAAAUGGAUUAGCUGCUUAGCUUCAUCGAACACUAAUCCAAUAUAUCACAACAUAAACUGAACACACAUACAAAUAGUUUUUAAAUUUGUUCCUAGUAUUACUCUAACAAAUAAUUUACAGAGCAAAUUAAUUUAGCUGCUAUUAUAUGUUAACAUAAGGGGAAGAACCAAUGAAAGUACCUAAUUCUAAGCACAGUUAACAACUCUGAAAUACUAGUUAAGCUUUUCUUACACUGAGUAGACUGUGUCAUCUUUCAUCAGCGGUAACCUAAUCUCACAAAAACAUCAUUGUAAAAUUUAUAAUAAUACAGUCACAGCAUUUUACACUAGAUAUUGUCUAAUUAAUACAACUUCAUACUAUUUUACCUUUCUUGUUGCAUGAAUGUAUCAAGAUGUUUAUAAAGAAAAAAUACUGAUAACUUAGGAUGACUAAACCUUUAAAAUUCUUGUAUAGAGUUGCAAUACCUUACUUUAUAACUGCUCCAGUAUUCUUCAUUAAUAAAAGUAAGUAUCUUAGUAACUAAUUUACAUGGUACAAUAAUACAGAUAAAGAAUGCAAACAUAUUACCCCAUCAUUGCUUAAGUACAAAAUAACUGAAUGUAAUGUCAAACUUUAUGCACCCAAUUGUGUUACUCAAUUUUGUCUUCGAAUAACAAAAGAAAAAGGUUCUGUCAAAACCCUUGAUAACUAACAUAUCAUUUGACAAUGUUUUCUUUCCUCCAUUUAACAUAGUUUGAUUUCUGUUCAUAAUAAUUGUGGCAUUAAAGCUUCUUAAUCCUUCAAACAAAAAAAUAAUAUUCUCACAUAACAAAAAUGGAUCAGUUUAUACCCCAUAGUGAAAACUAAACUAUUUCGUCCCUUAACUUUAUCAACUUUGAUUUUCUAAAUUCAUAGCACUUAAAAAACAAUUGGAUGAAUACAAAAGCAAACUAAUUAAUUUACAAUUCCUUAUUUACAUACAACAGUUACAUAUAUGCAAAAUAUCAACCACCUCCAUUAGUAUAUAAUUUUUACUUAAUACACCAUUUGGUAUAACUUACUGAAAAAAAAUACAAUCAAUUAUGUACAGCUGAUAAAAUUGUUUCUCAAGUAAAAUAAAAGAAAAAGAAGGAUUUCAACAUAAUUUAAAAAAAAAGGGGGGGGUUACCAAAAGAAUGUGAAUUUGUUUGAUUUGUUUGCACGAUAAUUGUUGAUUAUCCACAUGUAACAAGAAGUGUAGCAAUGGUAAUAAUAUAUUAUUAAAGCGAACAGUUAUAGGAUGAGAUCAAAACUAAUUCAGGUUCAUUGUCUGCAAUCUUUUAUUUUCUCCCACUUGUUUUUUUGUUUGUAACAGAGCAGAAAGAAAAUACUUUUAAUGGAAAAAAUUGUUUUUUUUAUUUUACAGCAACACAAAUGAUGAUAUACCGUUGUUUGCCACAAACACAAAGUGUUACAUCUUGUAUCUUAUUUCACUAAUUAGCGAAAUGUUGAACCUUUAUUUUAGUUAACUACAAAAGUUAUUGCACAUGUUUAUGUACUUUAAAUAGCAUUUUUAAAUAAUCUGUCAUGUUUUAAAAUGCUAAUGUUGCAGUUUUUUAAAGUUGGACAAUUUUUGUCACCAGAAGGUAUACUGAGUAAAUUUUUAGUUCGUGUACUUUCUAUGUUUCGGUAAGGUUUACACACUUAAUGUGCAUUAUUUUUGUACAUCCAUUUAAUGACUUAAAGUAAACAACCGAAAGGAAAAACAAUAAAAUUCAGAAAAAGUAUGAAUGUGGCUAUUAUGCUGCAAAUGGGAUUGUUUUGAUUCAACUAGUUUCUUAAAACUUCAUAGAUGGGUUAUUAAGUAAAGUUCUUUAGUGAAAGCCAUUAAAAUUCCCAAAUCAUUUUUUUUUCCCUUAAGGCAGGGUUUUAGUCUUCCUCUAAGAAGGUGCAAUGAGUUACUUUUAAUUAGUUUAUCAGUAGUUCAUAUUUUUUAGUUGUUAGGUUAGGUAUUGUACAGUAAGAAUACUGUGACAAAUUUUGAAGGUAGCUAUUUUGAACUCACCUUGUACUAUUUUAUUUCACUUUCAUAUAGCUAACAUUUUUUCAGAAUUUAAAUGUUGUCCCGGCCAACCAUUAUCAACAUUUUUAGUGUAAUUAACCUAACAACUCUUUAAAAAUGUUAACUACUCGUAAACUACUUCUUGUAUGCUUCUUGUAAGCUAACAUGUUAAGAAUUUUCAAAAAAAAAAAAAAAAAAAAAAACAAUUAGAUUUUUUUUUCUGGAAAAAAAAGUUUUCCUUCAUAACUAUAUCGAGGGAAAUUGUAAGAUGAAAAUUAUUUAAAAAUAGAAAAACAUUGUUUAUGCUGUUAUCAAUAUUUUCUAAUAAUUAAUUCACUUAGCCACACAAUUUUCCUAUACUUCAAAGGCCUUCACAUCUACUGAAUUUCCCAGAAUCCAUUGGGAAUCAAAUACAGUAUUUUAAAAGAAAUAAUUAACAGGAAUGAUUGGUAGUUAUAUUUUACUUAUUUACUUGAUACAAAUUACUGGACUCAUUUGAAACAUACAUGAACUUUAAUAUAAUGCUAAUAGUAAAUUGACAUAAAUAUAAAAUUCCUAUCUUACUAUUUCUACAAUUACUUGAGCUAGGCUCAAUUUUAAGGACUCAAAAAUUUACAUAUCAUUCGUUACUAUAAUGAUACAAUAUCAGGAGAAAGUAGCUAGUACAAUGGUGUAACUUCACUCGUCAAGUUUUGCCCUUACUACACUGCAAAUUCUGUCCAAGUAUUGAAUGCAUGAAAAUUUUAUUCUUCAUACUCUUAGCUCUCACAAAAAAAAUUGGUAUUUUGGCAGCCAUUGAUACUGAUGACAUCUUUGUUGACUGUCAGUUAGCUUGGUCCUUCAUAGUUUCUUCUGGUGAGUUAAUGUUCAAAUCUUAGUAACUCAGUACUGAAUUGAAAACUGACAAUAACAAACAAAAAAUGCUGGCAGCUAAGAUCAACAACUAGAAUACACCCUGAAAAUUCUAUGCCAAUAGCUGGAUUGAUUUUUGAGUAUAGAACCUUGGAUAUAUGUCCCCGCCUACCUCGGCACAUAUACAGUAUAUAUAAGUAAAAAACACUUCGGAAUAAACCACGCAAUAUGAAAACUGCUGAAGUGGGGUCUGUUUAUUACAUGCAUUUAAGAAUACGUUAAGGUCAGAUGGUAAUUCCUGUACCUGUAAUUUUAGGAGAGUAAAAGUAUUUUAAGGGACAAUUCUGGGUUUAUGUGCCCACAGCAAAGGCUUUGAGAUGUAGCCUGAAAUAAUAUUUCUCCUUUGUUCAGUUCUUUUGGCUCAGUAUCGAGCAGCCAAUGGCAGAUUGAAACUCCUAGCGCCAAGUUCUUCGCCCAUUAACAUCAACAUUAGGACUCAUUGGACAAUGUUAAUUUUUGUGCUGGGGAAGAAAGAUACCAAUAAUGGAAAGAAUUUGAAAGCAAAACGGAAAAGUGGACCCCUUCCUGAAAUGAAAUUCUCCAAGCACUCCUGCCCACACGUUCUCUGCCAUUUAUAAAAAAUAAGGCCAAUGUCAAUAAUUAAAAAAAACUAGUCUAAUUACGUUUGAUACAUUUGCUGGAAGUAUAUUAAUUUUCAGUUUUCUAUAGUUGGAUGAAUUAUACAACUUUACCCUUAUGGUCCCAUUUUAUAAGUAUUCCUCUAUAAAAUCCUGAAUUUGUAACAAAAGUCUCACGUAGCAGGUGUUUCGAUAAAAUACAAAAAAAAAAUUUGUUAGAUAGAAAUGUUGAAAGGUUGGAAAAUUUAUCAGCACAUAUUUCCUAUACCCUGUUUGUAGAAUCUUACAACUUCGUGAACAAGUAUCAGAAAUGGAUUGCCAUAUCUUAAUUAGAUUUACUGUACUUCAUUACAUUUUUAUUCAGACUGAGAUUGUUUGGUAACAUAUUAUCUGGAAAAUGUUUUCCAGAUUUUUUUUUCUCCUGAAAACUUUUUGAAACAAAUAGUUUUGGGGAUAAAAUUAUUAUCUUGAUGCAUUCAAAAUCUAUAAAAUCUUUUAACCUAGUAUUUUCAUAAUGAUAUUUAAAAAUAGGUUAAAUUUAAUUAAUUCAGCAAUAGAAAUUUUAUUUCUGCAAUAUUGAAUUCUGUAUGGAAAGUAGUGUGAGAGCAGCUUGUGUAGCAGAGGAACACAACAAUAUUUACACUCAUCCAUACUUUUACUUACAAUUGUCGUGCAGACAGUGAGAACGAAACUGUCAAUGGAGAUUUUUAAAAAAUGUAUGUGUACUAUAAUUAUUAAAUGUUAAUAUUUUCUUUGAGCAAUAAACAUACAUAAUGUUCUUAUCUUUGUGCUAUUAAAUGUUUUACGUGUGGUUGUGGAGUAAAGAUUGGUUAAGUGAUGAAUCAUAAUUUUCUUAAUUCCACAUGUAGUUUUUUUGUUUGUAACUUAUUUGGUUUCAGAGAGUAACCAUUUAUUUGUGUAUGUGUGUGAGAGAGAAAGAGUAACGCCACUUUAAACUAUAAGACCUACAGACUUAAAAUUUGGCACCUAUAUUUCUUUUUGGUUUGCUGCCAUCACAAUUUAGAACAAGGUUUUCAGAAAAUCAUCUCCCAAAGCUACCUUAGCCUGGGUAAUCCUGGGGACUUCAGCUAUUAGCCUGAUAAAAGUAUUUCAUCCUUACAAUCACAAUUUUUGAAUUUUAGAUGCAAGUUCUUCCAACUAAUAAUUGGGGAAUUCCAAAUAUUAAUUUAAACUUAUUUACAGAGAAUUUAAUAAUAUAAUUUUUAAAUCAUUUGGUUGUACUACUUGAAAAUUGUGUGCAAAGAGGUUUUUUUUUUUCUUCACCAUGUUGGUGUUUUUGUUUCCUUAUACAACUGUAAUUUAAGGGCUAUUCCUGUAAUCAUAAUAGCUCUUUAAUAAUUUGGUUUUGGUUAUCAAAUUCAUUUUAUAUUUACCAGUUGUCAUUUGCUGGCUGUCAAAUGUCACACAAGUGAACAUAAUACUAUAUACAUUUACUGCUAUUAGAUACAAGAAAAUAUUUGUUGACAGAACAUAAAAUGUGAGAACUUUAGUGAUUCAUUUUCAACUCAAGUCUUAAAAUUAUGAUUAUCAGUUAUGACAAAAAUAAAACUAAAAAGAAAUGGCAAGUGGAAUAAAGCCUUCGAAGUUAAAUAUUUGUGAGCCCAAAUACUUGUGGGAAGAUACAAACAUAAAGAACACUCACGUCAUUAUUUUGGGAAUGCAGGAUUUACUGGUGUGGUAGGACCAUCUCUCUUGGAUGGUAAGUAAAACUGUGGACUGCUAGCAACUCUAAACAUGACAUGUAGAAGCAUGGAUAUUUGAGUAUGAUACAUACAGUGAAUCCUUCGAUCUGCAUACUCCCAUGACUUUUGUUCCAUAAAAGUUUCAUACCACUCCACAUAUUUUUUUUUUCCUUUGUUAGCCACUCAACGUCUAGGGUUACCAUGUACCACAAGCUACCGUGUAACUGGCAAUUUGCAGUUCUUUUAGCUGCUGUAGGCUCCUCUUCAUUUUGGUGCCAUUAUUUUAUUGUUUAAAUUUUUUAGAACAUUCCAUCAUAUAAGCAUCAGGAAUUACCCUUUGCAAAUAAAUUUUGCACUGGAUAUGAUCUAGGCAUUACCUGCUGUUGCUCAUUGGUAAAGCAUCCACAAAUAUUCACAAUAAAAAUUUUUGCUUUAUAGUUACGGGCAUGAGAUUUUCGUUAGACUGCAAUAUGGUAAUCCCGCACCAGUGAUAGUUUCCUUCUACUUGGCAGCCAUCCGUAAGAAAAGCCAUUAUUGGUUCCCCCUUAGCCAGGACAUUCAGGACAAGUUUGUUUCCGCACUGGAUGUCCGUGAGUGGUGCCCCGACAGGAGACAUGUUCAUCACUCGGCCAACCACCAAACACAGACAACGCUCCAAAAUCUUAACACACAGCUUGUCUGGAGAUCUGUUCAUGAAAACUGCAUGGCCGUACUUACAGCACCCUGGUCGUGCCCGAGAAAUUUGGUGCCCGAGAGUUUCCAUAGAUAAGUAAUGCAUAUAGCUUCUCUUCUGUAGUCACAUUAUAUAUAUAUAUAUAUAUAUAUAUAUAUAUAAAU